UCUUUACUUGAUUAAUCUUCACAAGGGAAAAGGUUUACUUGAUCGAGAAACUGCAAGCUAAGGCACUCGAUAUGAGCGGAAUGGGCGGGUUGAGAUCGGAAGCAGCGGCCCUGCUGUUGACGUUGAUCGCCGUCUCUCGUUUUCCGGCCACCGCGGCAGGCGCUCAGUACAGAGUUGGGGCUGCGGCUGCUUGGAAUGUAGGAGGUGUUGAUUAUCACGAGUGGGCUUCCCACAAGGUUUUCCAUGUUGGAGACACCUUCAGUUUUGAAUACAAUCCCCAUGAACACAAUGUGUUGCGAGUGAGCCGCGAAGACUACCAUUCUUGCAAAACGACGUCGCCAAUAGCCACUUACACCUCCGGCAACGACUCAAUAACUAUAAUGGGCCCAGGCCACUACUACUACAUUUGUGGGUUCGAAGGCCAUUGCCAGGCUGGGCAAAAGAUCGACAUUAGAGUUCCUAAAACUAAUCAGCGUGUUGAGGUUCCCAAUGGAAGCCCAGCCCAAUCACCCCAGAAUUAUGGGCCUCCAUCGUCUUCGCCAAAUUAUGGGCCUCCAUCGUCUUCGCCAAAUUAUGGGGCUCCUCAACUUAGCCCAUCAUACACCGCGGAUAAUACAAGUGGCGCUCCAUUCUUACAAAUUGGGCUUCAUGAUCUUGCCUUGCUUCUUGUAAUACCCAUUUGUCUAAUUUAAGCAUCCUAUAUCUGAAGUACAUUAGCAUGUUUUUAUUUAAUUGAGUUGUCUUAUUUGAUUUUCUUUAUUAUUGGCUAUAUCGAUCAAAUAUGAAGUGUUUAAUGUUUUGAGAUAUUAUAUUAUGCUAUUUGCUACAAGUAUUAGUAGUAUAUAUACCUAACAG
Messenger RNA from Cuscuta europaea, 855 nucleotides. The record is from the annotation of a GenBank genome assembly. Lineage: Eukaryota; Viridiplantae; Streptophyta; Magnoliopsida; Solanales; Convolvulaceae.